Nasonia vitripennis (jewel wasp) is the source of this 3976-nucleotide messenger RNA. RefSeq names its product polyadenylate-binding protein-interacting protein 2B (gene Paip2). Gene Ontology annotation, cellular component: cytoplasm. Gene Ontology annotation, molecular function: mRNA regulatory element binding translation repressor activity. The record is from RefSeq and is a predicted model, not a curated record. Bases 381 to 827 code for a protein of 148 amino acids. NCBI's taxonomy places the organism in Eukaryota, Metazoa, Arthropoda, Insecta, Hymenoptera, Pteromalidae. Gene Ontology annotation, biological process: negative regulation of translational initiation. The transcript is spliced from 4 exons.
AGUAGUUCGCGCUCGGCCGCGACAACGCAAAAGUCGCGAGUCGAGUCUCUCUUUCUCUGUUCCUGUCUCGCGCAGCUGUCCGUCUCCGUUUCCCGUGUACGGCAUCAGAAAAAGGAGAAACGAAGCACAGCAGAGUAGUUAUAGCAGCAACAGCAGCGCAGCACCAUCGCGCACAGAAGAAAGAGAAAAGCAUAUAGGUACAGUGCAGUCGAGUGCUCGGCGACAGCAACGCGAUCAGCAACACACAUUCUCUCAGGAGCGGGUAUCAACGUCAACAACGAAGUUAAACAGAACCACGUAGCAGACGUCCCAGCAGCAAGAACGAGUUACUUCUUUUUCGCAACUCGCGCAAUUUUCCGAGUUCUGAAAAUAAAUCUGGUAUGAAAAUGAAGAUUCCAACUGGUGGUUCCGGCAAUGGUUACUAUGGCCAUGAGAGCGGAGUCAUAUCUUACUUGGACAAUGUAGAGAAUGAUGGUCCUGAGGGCCCAGCACAGGGUGAGGAUGACUUCUCAGAGUACAUGUGGAUGGAGAAUGAAGAAGAGUUUGACAAACAGGUACUCCAACAGUUAGAAGAAGAAGAACUGAUGGAAGAGUGCUUGGAAGCGAUGCUGGAAGAGGAGAGGCAGCAUGAAAGAAACCAAAACUCCAGUGCUUGGUCUAGUGCCACAAGUACGGAAAACAAUGGUGCUGAGCUCUGCCAGCAGUUAAAUAGCCUCCGAGUGCACGAUGACAUCGCUAAACAGAGUACGUUGAACCCCGAUGCCGCAGAGUUUGUGCCAGGCUUCAAAAUGACAUCGACACCAGAAAUCAGUGCUAAGUCGUCGUAGAGGUCCCUAACUUUCAUUUCCAACUUUGCUGAAUAACAGAUCUUUUUUGGGCUACUGAAAUGUCCAGAAUCCUCUCUAUCCUCUACCCAAGGUCGAAUGAUUAUCUUCAGUGAAUAUUGUUAGGCGUUGCGAGUCAACAAUAUAAGAUUAUAAACGUAAAAUUAGGUGAAAAAGAUGCGCAGUAUAUAGAUAUACUUAAAAACAUUAAUGCGAAAAUCAGGUUUAAUGCUGUCCAAUUUUUAGAGAUGUUAAUUGUCAGAGAAAGUGAGUAAGAAAGCACGUGUUUGUUUAUAGAUUGCAAAAUUUAAUAUACAAGAAUUUAACUAUAGGUUAUGCGAACGAUAAUAAGUUUUUUAUCAUAACUUUAACUCAUCAAGUCUCCUGGCUGAAACAAUUUAUUUUAUAUAAUCUCAAUUUAAGCUAUUCCAUUUAUUUAUUGAUAAAUAUUUAUACACUGUUACGAUGGCGAAUCAUCCAUACGUGUACUUAAAAAAAUCAGCAGGAGUUGUAUUCUUUUUGUAUCAUUUAUCAAAGAAAAUUGUUGUAAUAUCAUUUUGCCGAACUUGUGAGCCUCGCUUUAAACUAGUCCAGUCAUUGAGCUUUUUCUCAAAGACAUCCCGGUUUACUUGACUACAUCACAAUUUCAUUUAUACCUAAACUUUCUCUCUCAAGCUCAAAGCUAGGCAUGAUAAAACACGUGCAACUAAAAACAUAAAUAUAGUCAAGUAAUAAUCGUAUAAAAAAAUAAUCAAAUUAUAGAUUUAAGUAUUUAUAUAUUUAGAUAUUUAUAUAGGUUUACUAAAUAUUUGAAUAUUUAAAUAUUUAAACGUUGAAGUAAUUUAUUAAAAUUCGUGUCCUUCAAAAUGAAAGUGUCCCGAGCGGACUGUCAAUACGUGGAUUCUGGGCCCUCCAUCGGCUCAUAUUUCUUCUCUUUUUUCUUCAUUAUAUAUACAUAUUACCUUUUUUUAAGACUAAAAGAUCUCAAAUAGAAAGUCUAAUUCAGGCUGUGAGGGACUCUCUUUCGUUUUGUCGGUCGGAGUCUACACAUGCUUACUUACUUUCUAUAGAGAAAGAUUUUUCUAUUGAAAAAGACAAAAAAAAAACAUCUUACUUUGGGAGUUUUCAUAGAUUGUAGGUGUCAAACAUAAAUCUGCUACGUUCUAAUCAGAAUAUAUAAAUAUACGUAUAAAUGGUGAGUGUACUUUGAGCAUUUUUUGUUGUUUAAACAGAAAAGUGCGCAGUAUUGGAACAAAAAAAGUACGCGAGUUGUAGACGUAACACUCAAAUUUUUGUGUCGCUUUAAAUAACUACUACUGUUUUAUUUAAUUUAAUGCAUUUUUUAUUUUAAAUAAAAUAAGUACUCCUAAUAAUAACAUUCGUGAUAAUUUUGUUACAUAUUUUUAUAGACGUCAAUGUUAUUUUGAAUAAUAAUCGAAUUCAAAAUUUUUACAUUUUACGAAUAUUCUUGAAUCAAAUCUAUUUUAUAUAAAUAUUAAAUAUAAUAUUUAUGAUAGUUUAACUUUAAUGUUGAUUGACCAUUUGAAGUGACUACUAUUUCGUUUUUGAAAUAUAACGCGAGAAGGCACGAAAAUUGGAGUGAACAACGAACGUAAUUAUUUCUUUCAUGCUGAGCAAAGCUGAGAGCUGCGUAUGAUGGCGACUUUUUUCUUGAAAUGUGCAUUUUUUCGUUUCGAGACAGUCUUCCAAUUAUUGUCUAAAAAUGUCUGUCAACAAGACUCUCGAACGACAAUCGACAAGACUCUCGGCGGCACGCACACAAAAAACACACACACUUAGCAUGCCCGCGCGCGAAGUUGCAGCACGGGAAAAAAAAUUUUAAUUUAUAAUUCCUUUCUAUUCUGUGCGGAUGUACAAGUUCAUGCAAAAUAUUUUGCAUUAAUUUUUAUAUUCGUACAGAAUUUAAAAUUUACUGUGUACAUUGUAUUACAUGAUUUUUUCCCGUCGCUCAGAAAAAAAUAAUAAAACAUGAUUGUAUAAAAAAAGCUUAUAAUUCCGUUUAGUGCUUGCAGCUAUAAAACCAGCUUGUGAUUUUUUAGGAGAAACAUUUUUAUUGUGAAAAUUUACGUUGAUGAAAAAAACAUUGAGCGCCGAGACUAAAAAAAUUAAAUGUUGAACUCGCCUUAAAUAAUUACCACACAGAUUUUCGGUUUAUCCACUCUUUGUGCGAUGUUAUUCGCGAGCAUAUGCGUUUCCCGAGUGAACCAUCCAAAUUAUUCUUGGACUGUAUAUUAAAAAUUGUAUAAUUUUUGUAUCAAUUUCUCCUGUGUAAAUAAUUAUUUUUGCUCAUGCAUGCAGUGUACUAUAACACUGUAUACAUGCGUAGUUCUAUUAUAAUAUGGUCACAUUAGCGUUAUGUAUAACGAUGGACUUUUUACAUCGAAUUAUAUAAUGCACGUGGAAUGACCGUUUCACCCGGGGAAAAAGUGUAUUUUCGUCACGGAUCUUUCACAUCGACAAUGUAUGUAGUGCUGUGAUCGAAAACUCAAGAGGAAAAAAGAGAUUUAUUUGUACAAAAUAAAAAUAACGUUUAAUUUUCACCGAAAAGAGAGAAAGAGAGCGAAAGCGCGUGAAAGUUGUAAAUUAUCUCAUUCGACAUUCGUCAUUCUCGAGUUUUUUUCGCCUGUUAUUAUUAUACUGUAAUCUUUUAUUAAUAAUUAAUUAUUUGGCGAUCGAAUAUCGCCGAUAUGUUUUGAAUUGUAAUAUAAAACAAAAAUUAUUUUUCUCUACGAUUGGGAGUUGAAUGUAAAUGCGUGAUAGUAUACCCUAUUUUUUUAGCGAAGCGGAUAUUACUAGAAUGCGCGCGAAACGUAUACCGAACGUUUCGCACGACAGCUAGUUUUAAGCGUCCAAAUAUUAUCUCGUGACAUUUUUUUAGUUGUAUUAUAUGAGAAGUUUACCUUUGACUGUUUUCUUUUCAAUGGGAUAAACGUAUAAAAAAAAAUAAUAAAAAAAUUCGGCAAUUCAAAUGUUUGCUCAUGAAGGAUCACAUAUACUUUACUUAUGUAAUCACAAUAUUUCAUGUUAUUUACUGUCUCGAUAUAAACAAAUCUUAGCAUUUGCAAACUUUCAUUUUAUCUUCAUUUUUGUUUAUAGCAUUUAACAAGUAGCAUACAAAAAAAAAAUAAAAA